UAAAACCAGAGGGUCGAGCUGCCAACAUGAGGACGGUUCAUGAUGUUAGUCUCGAAAGCAUCGAUUGCUGCUCGAGAUUUGUCGGAAAGGUACAUUCGUAUCGUGCGUGCUCUUCGCGGGCCAUGAUCACGAUCCAUCUUUCUAGGAGGCACUACUCGUUAGUAGCAACGUGACAUGCGCAGAUCCCGCUGACGGACCGGUCCAUGCCAGCCACACGAUCGAGACAAGGAUGCGAGGAGUGCCGGAGGCGGAGACGGAAGUGUGAUGAGCAGAAGCCCGGCUGUGGUCAAUGUUCUGCCUUCAACAGGACGUGCAGAUACACCCUAAGGCUGGUAUGGGGCGCCAGUGGCCGCAAUGGCUCCGUACGCAAAUCCUCGGCUGGUUGCCAGCCUCUGUUUCGUGGAAGCCAAGGCCGUCACGCAGCAGAUCUAGACGAAGGGACCUUGGUUCAGCAGGACAGGGCGCUGCCGGAGAUGCCCACCACUGAGCUAGCUUCCUCCCUCCCACGGCGUCUCCCAAACGGCAUCCCGCUCUCGCCGACAUACCGAAGGCUUCUGAGCUACUUCACGGGAGACAUUCUUGCCUCCCUCUCCUGUCAUCCCUCAAUACACCAAGACCUCCGCCAGGGCUUAGUCCCUGUUACCCUCGAGUCGCCUCAGCUGAUGUCAGCCUGCCUUGCAUUGUCAGCCGCGGGGUUUCUGUCUCGCGGAGUCCUCUCAGUGGAUGGCGUCGAGAUAUCUAAAAUCCUCGGGCAUCUACAGUCGUCCGGUUUGCCGCUCUUGAGGAGCGCCUUGGAGACUGGCCAGAUGAGCGAGACGUUGCUGGCAACCUGUCUUAUCUGGUGUCUCACGGAUGUCUUCACCUAUCGCCAGGGCACAUCAUCGUGGCGCAUUCAUCUACAGGGAGUUAGAGCGCUCCUAGAUGGUGAUAUGGCUCGCCGCCGUUCUACAGCCUCAUCAUCAAGCGCUCUACGGUCAGCCAUGAAGCACCUCCAUCAGCUCUAUCUCUCUCUGCAAACCCUGCCAUAUAUUCCCCCUUCAGAAAUUUCCGAGCUCACACCAUCGGGACAUGCACCAACGGAGACGACGCGAAAGGUGAAUCUCGAGCCCGCACCAAGCCCGGCUAUUGAUGGAUUUCUGGGCUACAGCGACGAGCUGUUGGAGGUCCUUCACCAGAUCGAUCAACUGUCGCGACUGAGCUCCGACGGUGCGACACAGCCAUCCUUCGAGGCGGACGUUCUCCUCGGAAAAAUCAAGGCCAUGAUCAGCCGCGACUCCAAAAGUCCGCCGGCCAUAGCUAUCGGCUCACCCUUGUCGCCCGAGUACGGCCGCGAGUUCACGCUCUGCCACCAGGUCUUCCAGCAAGCCACACUGAUCCACGUGUACAGGCGGCUGUACCACCUUCCAUCUGGAUCGCGGCCCAUCCAGUACGCGGUUUGCGCCAUGCAGGACAUGCUCAGCAGCAUGAGCCAGGGUCAGCCAUGCCACACCUGGGUCGCCAUGGCGAUGCCGCUCUUCACGCUCGGCUGCGAGGCCUUCACCGAGGAGCAGCAGGGCUUUGCGCUGGACAAGGUCGACAAACUGGAGGAGUGUAUCCGCUCGCUCCAUGUCAGGAUCAUCCGCCAGGCACUGCAGGAUAUAUGGAGAGUAAGGGCGAGCCUGGGCGACUGUAGCGGCGAGCUGUGCGCAAGCCAACUGCUGGAGAAGUUGGACUACAACAUAAUUCUGUUCUGAUCUUUCAGACCUAUUACGAAAUUGAAUGACCACUUAUGAUACCAUACGCGGUUUGAGGAGCCCUCAAUUCUUCUGUCUUUGCCUCUUUUCUCUUCUGUCUUAAUUGCAAUGGCAGGAGUUUGUUAGGAAAGGAGAUGAUCAGGGUGUUAGUGAGCGGAUCAACUUGGAAUGACAGUUAUAAAUAUGGGGCGGUGUAUUCUUCUAGCUCGUGAAGUUCAUUUCAAACCUUUCAAUCCCCCUGAAACGCCCUGUUCAUGCUCAUCUGUCGAGUCCCAGUUCACCACUCAAAAAUCAAAGAUCAUCCGCCUCAUUGUUUUCAAUCAUCUUGCUCAAGGGGCCCUUCUUCACCAUGAUGCUCAUG
Molecule: messenger RNA, 2094 nt
Organism: Parathielavia appendiculata
Lineage: Eukaryota; Fungi; Ascomycota; Sordariomycetes; Sordariales; Chaetomiaceae
Exons: 3
Coding region: 204-1733 (509 amino acids)
Biological process (GO): positive regulation of transcription by RNA polymerase II
Cellular component (GO): nucleus
Molecular function (GO): DNA-binding transcription factor activity, RNA polymerase II-specific; zinc ion binding; transcription cis-regulatory region binding
Source: RefSeq, a predicted model, not a curated record